UGUUUUACGCUAUGGUUUUACGUCGUCUCGCGCAGAAAGGAGGAAAAGAAACAUUGAGAUAAAAAGAAACAGAAGUCGGCGUUGGUAAAAGUUAUAAUAACUAUGGCUCUGGGAGACUGCUGGAAGAGUUUAUCGUGGUUUUACUACCAGUAUAUUCUGGUGACGGCGCUGUACAUGCUGGAGCCCUGGGAGAGGACGGUGUUUAACUCUCUGUUGAUCUCAGUUGCCGGCAUGGCUGUUUACACCGGCUACGUCUUCAUGCCGCAGCACAUCAUGGCCAUCCUGCACUACUUCGAGGUCGUCCAGUGACACGAGGACCAGCUCUUUCCCUCCAAAGGUCCCGUCUGACUUCCUUGUCUGCGUUCUCCAGGGCUCGAAGUGUGGAUCGUUUCCAACCAUCGAGGCAGAACCUCCCUCCUCCUUCUCCUUUUGUCCAAUUCCCUCGCAAAGGUCAAAGCUCUGAACAUCGUGUUUGAGGUCACGUUGGACAAUCUUUUUCCCUGGGACUGUUUCAUCCAAAGUGAACAGCGUUGGGCUCGAAGGCAAAGGCCUAAGAAGAGGGUUUGCCCGGUUUCCUUCACUUGUUUUUAUUUUUAAAUCAAGCUCACUUUACUGUUUUUACAAAAUGUUUGAUUACAUGAUUGUUUAAAAACUGAUUAGACCAUUUCUUUUAUUCCUUUAAGACGUGAAAACCAAUGUUGUCUUAGAGUUUUAUGCAAAGAGGCUGACGUCCUUGAUACUCCUUUAUGAGCCAAAUAAGAUUAUUUCAUCAGGAGCUUUGGGUGAGUAAGUCAGAGCAACUUCAGCCAUCUGUUAUCCUUAUUCUCCGCUUCAGAGAGAGGGGCAGGUUGUGUAAAUAACGUGUAAUCUGGGAGGGGUUGAGAUAUGAGAUCUGUCUUAUAUUUAUUGUAAAUAAAUGUGAUUAGUUUAUUGUUUUACUCUGGAAAUAAAACUCCAAUCAGAAUCUACCUUU
Molecule: messenger RNA, 973 nt
Organism: Trematomus bernacchii (emerald rockcod)
Lineage: Eukaryota; Metazoa; Chordata; Actinopteri; Perciformes; Nototheniidae
Gene: sptssa
Product: serine palmitoyltransferase, small subunit A
Exons: 2
Coding region: 103-309 (68 amino acids)
Biological process (GO): ceramide biosynthetic process
Cellular component (GO): serine palmitoyltransferase complex
Molecular function (GO): serine C-palmitoyltransferase activity
Source: RefSeq, a predicted model, not a curated record